Molecule: messenger RNA, 2141 nt
Organism: Nannospalax galili (Upper Galilee mountains blind mole rat)
Lineage: Eukaryota; Metazoa; Chordata; Mammalia; Rodentia; Spalacidae
Gene: Slc34a1
Product: solute carrier family 34 member 1
Exons: 13
Coding region: 9-1922 (637 amino acids)
Biological process (GO): sodium-dependent phosphate transport; intracellular phosphate ion homeostasis
Cellular component (GO): brush border; apical plasma membrane; vesicle
Molecular function (GO): sodium:phosphate symporter activity
Source: RefSeq, a predicted model, not a curated record
UGCCCAGCAUGAUGUCCUAUGGAGAGAGGCGAGGGGGACCAGCUGUCUCCCCACUUCCAGUCCGUGGGGGACAUGUGAUGCAUGGGACAGCCUUUGCCUAUGUGCCCAGCCCACAGGUCCUGCACAGGAUUCCAGGGACAUCCACCUAUGCCUUCUCCAGUCUGAGCCCGGUGGCCCUCACAGAGCACAGCUGUCACUAUGGGGAGGUCUUAGAAUGUCAUGAUCCAAUACCUGCCAAACUGGCCUUGGAAGAGGAGCAAAAACCAGAGCCCGGAUUGGCCCAGAAGCUGCGCCAGGCAGGCACAAAUCUCCUCAAGGUACCGCUGAUGCUGGCCUUCCUCUACCUCUUUGUCUGCUCCCUGGACGUGCUUAGCUCUGCUUUCCAGCUAGCUGGAGGGAAGGUAGCUGGUGAUAUCUUUAAGGACAAUGUCAUCCUGUCCAACCCAGUGGCAGGGCUGGUGGUGGGGAUCCUGGUGACUGUGCUGGUGCAGAGCUCCAGCACCUCUACAUCCAUCAUUGUCAGCAUGGUCUCCUCUGGCUUGCUGGAGGUGAGCUCUGCCAUUCCCAUCAUUAUGGGCUCCAACAUUGGAACCUCUGUCACCAACACCAUUGUGGCCCUGAUGCAAGCAGGGGACAGGACUGACUUCCGGCGGGCUUUUGCAGGCGCCACAGUGCACGACUGCUUUAACUGGCUGUCUGUUCUGAUCCUGCUGCCCCUGGAGGCUGCUACGGGCUAUCUGCACCAUGUCACUGGACUCGUAGUUGCCUCCUUCAACAUCCGUGGUGGCCGUGAUGCCCCUGACCUUCUCAAGAUUAUCACAGAACCAUUCACGAAACUCAUCAUCCAGCUGGACAAAUCUGUGAUCACCAGCAUUGCCAUGGGAGAUGAGUCCCUGAGGAACCACAGUCUCAUCCGGAUGUGGUGCCACCCAGACCCAGUAGAGGCUUCCACUUCUAUGUCGAGGGCAGAGGCCAACUUCAGUCUUGCAAAUACCACCAUGGAAAAAUGCAAACACAUCUUCGUGGACACGGGGCUGCCUGACUUGGCUGUGGGGCUCAUCCUGCUGGCUGGCUCCCUGGUCCUCCUGUGCAGUUGUCUUAUCCUCCUGGUCAAGAUGCUCAACUCUCUGCUCAAGGGACAAGUGGCCAAAGUCAUCCAGAAGGUCAUCAAUACCGACUUUCCAGCCCCCUUCACCUGGGUAACAGGCUACUUUGCUAUGGUAGUGGGUGCCAGCAUGACAUUCGUUGUCCAGAGCAGUUCUGUGUUCACCUCAGCCAUCACCCCACUCAUUGGCCUGGGUGUGAUCAGUAUUGAGCGGGCGUACCCUCUCACCCUGGGUUCCAACAUCGGCACCACCACCACAGCCAUCUUGGCAGCACUGGCCAGCCCCAGGGAGAAACUGUCCAGUUCUUUCCAGAUUGCGCUCUGCCACUUCUUCUUCAACAUCUCAGGAAUUCUGCUGUGGUACCCACUGCCCUGCACACGCCUGCCUAUCCGCAUGGCCAAGGCACUAGGCAAACGUACUGCCAAGUACCGCUGGUUUGCUGUCCUCUAUCUCCUUGUAUGUUUCCUGCUUUUGCCCUCACUGGUGUUUGGUAUUUCCAUGGCAGGCUGGCAGGCUAUGGUAGGUGUGGGAGCUCCCUUUGGGGCCCUGUUGGCCUUUGUGGUGUUUGUCAAUGUCCUGCAGAGUCGAAGUCCCGGGCACCUGCCCAAGUGGCUGCAGACAUGGGACUUUCUGCCCCAGUGGAUGCAUUCCCUGCAACCCCUAGAUGGCCUCAUCACACGUGCUACUUUGUGCUAUGCCAGGCCUGAGCCCCGCUCACCCCAGCUUCCCCCUAGAGUUUUCCUGGAGGAGCUGCCCCCUGCCACACCCUCUCCCCGUCUUGCACUGCCUGCUCACCAUAAUGCCACCCGCCUCUAAGCUGUAGACUGAGGCUACUGCCUGGAGCAGGGAAGAGCCUUUUUAUGGAGCCCACAGUGGAAGGGCAGAAGGUUGUGUGAGUGCAUGCAUGCAUGUGGAUACAUAUCACCCUGGGUGUAUGCAUGAUUCUUUGCCACCCUUGGGCACCUGUCUGGGCUUUUUGUAACUAAGAGAUAGUAUGCACGAAUGCACGUGUUAAAUGGUCUGCGUGAUCAUCAG